GAGUCACACGUGCGUUUGAACUGACCGCAACAUCAACAGCAUUGUGUCGAGUUGCUUCAUUUACUUCAGAUUUGGUCAAAUUGGAUCAAAAUGGUGAAAAAGAAAAUAGAUAAUCGCAUACGCGUUAUGAUUGAGAAUGGCGUCAAACUGGGCCAUCGCACCAUGUUCAUCAUCACCGGCGACAAAGCCCGCGAUCAGGUGCCCAUUCUAUAUGAUAUACUGAUCAAAUCAACUGUGAAGGCGCGUCCCAAUGUGCUGUGGUGCUACAAGAACAAGGAUGAUGCCAUCUCCAAUCACGGCAAGAAGCGUGCCAAGAAGAUCGCCCACGGCAAGGUGGAUAUGAAUGAGGUGGACUUGUUUGAUGCGUUCCGUGUGGCAACCACCAUACAUGGACGCUACUACUCGGAGACGCACGCCAUACUAGGUCGCACCUAUGGCGUUUGUGUUUUACAGGAUUUCGAGGCCCUCACACCUAAUCUACUGGCGCGCACCAUCGAAACAGUCGAGGGAGGCGGCCUCAUUAUAUUGCUACUAAAGACAAUGCAGUCGCUCAAGCAGCUCUUCACCAUGAGCAUGGACGUGCACAUGCGAUUUCGCACCGAGGCCCAUCAGACGGUCACCUGUCGCUUCAAUGAGCGUCUGAUCCUAUCACUGGCUAACUGCAAGCGCUGCCUGGUGGUCAACGAUGAUCUCACCGUGCUGCCCCUCAGCUCCAAGACGAUCAAUGUGGACCCAGUGAAUCCGGCGAACAUUGACCGAUCGGAGAACGAGAGCAGCCUUAAGGAGCUGAAGGAGAGCCUAUUAAAUGUGCAGCCCGCGGGCGCACUGGUUAAUCUAUGCAAGACCUAUGAUCAGGGCAAUGCAGUGGCCCAGUUUAUUGAGGCGCUGGUCGAUAAGCAGCUGAAGCCGCCAAUAUCUCUUACUGCCGCACGUGGACGCGGUAAAUCGGCUGCUUUGGGCCUGUCCAUCGCUGCAGCCGUUGCAUUUGGCUAUGUGAAUAUUUACGUGACAUCGCCGCAUCCGGAGAAUUUGAUAACGCUCUUUGAGUUCGUGCUGAAGGGCUUCGAUGGGCUGGAGUAUCAGGAGCAUGCCGACUAUACCAUCAUUCGCAGCACAAAUCCGGACUACAAGAAAGCCAUCAUUCGGAUAAAUAUAACGCGCAACAGCCGCCAGACCAUUCAGUAUAUAGCGCCCAGCGAUACGCAUCUGCUGAAUGCCGCCGAUCUGCUGCUGAUCGAUGAGGCGGCAGCGAUUCCACUGCCACUGGUCAAGAAGAUGAUCGGUCCGUAUCUGAUCUUCAUGGCCAGUACAAUCAAUGGCUAUGAGGGCACCGGACGUUCGCUAAGCCUGAAGCUCAUCUCCCAGCUGCAGAAGGAGAACAAUGCCCGUCCACCGCUUAAAUUGGACGAGUCUAUACGCUAUCAGUCCAAUGAUGAUAUCGAGCGCUGGUUAAUCAAUUUGCUCUGCCUGGACGCGAGCACCGUGCCCAACAUCAGCUCCGGCUGUCCGACGCCCGAUGUCUGCGACCUCUACUAUAUUGAUCGUGAUGCACUGUUCUCGUAUCACAAGGCCGCCGAGUCCUUUCUGCAUCGCAUGGUGUACAUCUAUGUGUCAUCGCACUACAAAAACACGCCCAACGAUCUGCAAAUGAUGAGCGAUGCGCCCGCCCAUCAUUUGUUCUGCCUGCUCGGGCCCGUUCAGCGCAUGGAUCAAUUGCCCGAGAUUCUUGUUGUUAUCCAAGUGGCGCUCGAGGGCCAAAUCUCAGCGCAGAGCAUCAGCGAUUCUCUGGGACGUGGCAAGAAGGCCGCCGGCGAUCUGAUACCCUGGAACAUAGCCGAGCAAUACGGCGACCGUGACUUCCCAAAGCUCUCCGGUGUUCGCAUUGUGCGCAUCGCCACCCAUCCCAAUUACCAGCGCAUGGGCUAUGGCAAACGUGCUAUCCAUUUGCUCAAGGACUAUUAUGCUCAUCGUCAUGCCAAUCUCGGCGAUGCGCCCCUGCCCAACAAUCAAGCUGGCAUUGAGGAGGUAGAGGAAGAGGAGAUUGGUCUGCUAAAAGAACAGAUACGACCACGCAGUCGCAUUCCUGUUCUGCUGCAACGUCUGCAUGAGCGCCAACCGGAGCCGGUUGAUUAUAUUGGCACCUCCUAUGGCCUCACUGUCGACCUGCUCAAGUUCUGGAAGAGCGCCGGCUUUGUGCCCGUCUAUCUCAGCCAGAAGGCCAAUGAGCUGACCGCAGAACACAGCUGCAUCAUGCUGCACACACUGGCGACCCCAAGGUCGAUAAGGGCGACACCCUGGCUAAGUCUCUACUACAAUGACUUCCGACGACGCGUCCUCAAGCUAAUGGGCACAACAUUUCGCGAAUUCGAAACGAAACUCUGCCUGGCUCUGCUCAAGAACAAUGCGGUUAAAGGCGGUGAUGCUGAUGAUGCAUCCACUGUGCUGAGCAAGCGAACGCUUGAUAUACACUUUCUGCCGCACGACUUACAGCGGCUGGAGAGCUAUGCACGCCAACAGUCCGAGUUUCGUCUGAUACUCGAUCUGCUGACCGACAUUGCUCAGCUGUAUUUCCAGGGUCGCAUCCUCGGCCUGAAGUUAGAUAAUGUGCAGAAGGCUGUUCUCCUGGCGCUCGGGGUGCAGGGCAAGACAGUGGACGUACUCGGCUCGGAGCUGAACAUGCCGGGCAACCAGCUGCUGGCCAAGUUCUACGAUGCGUUGAAGAAGUGCAAUCAAUGCUUCCGCACGGUGAUCGAGCAACACAUUCAGGAUGGCAUGCCGCAGAUGGAACAAUUGCCGCGUGGCGACCAACUCCAGCCGCUCAACAUGUCCCUGCACAAUGAGCUGGAGCAGACGGCCCAGAAGCUAAAGAAAAACCAACGCAAGGAACUGAAACGCCUCAAGGCCGAGAUGCUCGAUGAAUACCAAAUCAAGGGCAGCGAUGAGGAUUGGAAUCAGGCACUGCAGACCAAUGGUGGCGACAAGGGCAGCGGUCUGCUCUCCGUUAAGAGUGGCAUCAAGCGCUUGGAUGCACCCGUGGAGCAGGAUCGGGAUGCUGGUGCACCGCAGACCAAAAAAAAGAAGAAUUCUAAAAUGAAACGAGGCAUGGCCAAAUCGCUGAUCUAGUUUUUUUUUUGGGCGGGGGGUGUUAUUCACUUAUGUAUAUGUAUAUAUGUAGAAAUAUCUUAUGUAUUUGUUUUUGAAUAAAACGAAAAGGGGGAAUUUUGAAAUAGACUAAA
This is a messenger RNA of Drosophila grimshawi, 3236 nucleotides long. RefSeq names its product RNA cytidine acetyltransferase. NCBI's taxonomy places the organism in Eukaryota, Metazoa, Arthropoda, Insecta, Diptera, Drosophilidae. Gene Ontology annotation, cellular component: 90S preribosome; nucleolus. The record is from RefSeq and is a predicted model, not a curated record. The transcript is spliced from 5 exons. The coding region runs from base 91 to 3123 and encodes 1010 amino acids. Gene Ontology annotation, biological process: rRNA acetylation involved in maturation of SSU-rRNA. Gene Ontology annotation, molecular function: ATP binding; 18S rRNA cytidine N-acetyltransferase activity; tRNA binding.